ACUCCUAAUAAGUGCCCUAGAGGUCUAUUAGGCAGUGGAAGUGGCUGCACGGUUUGGAAACUUCCCACUGUUCCCGGCGUGCUCCAGUAGCAGAUACGGCCAUUUUGCUGCCACCCGCGUCAUCAUGUCGCUGGCAAAGAGAAACAACGGUUGUCUCGAGUGUCGCACGCGCCGAGUGCGCUGCGAUAAGACAGAGCCCGAAUGCUUCAAGUGCUGUAAAAAGGGCAUCAAGUGCUCAGGCCAGGGUAUCGAGUGCCGAUUCAGCUCCCACAUGAAAUAUAGCAGCUCGCCACGGCCCUCACAGUCCACAAAUCGCACUGCUGGAGAUGGUGCUAAAGCUUCGCUGCGUGCACCAAAUCGAUACCGAUGGGUUGUCGUAAACAGCAAACAGCCAGGAUCUUCGCCCGAUACAGCGCGGUUGGCUUCUCGCCGAGCUUCCACUACUCUAUCAAAGAUUUCAAACAAACGCCCUCUCGUCGGCCCUCUUCCAGAUAUACCCACGUCCGACACAGAUUCUUCGGCCGAGAGCUUAGAAGAUGACGUGGAGGAAGUUUAUUCAAGAGAGAUGCGACUCUCCCGCCCGCAGCCUGCUAUUCAAGCUCUAUCUCCUCAAGCCAGACAAUUCUUCAGCUAUUUUUCGGAAACCAUCGCGCCCAAAAUGGUUGUCUUUGAUUUUAGUGGCAACGGCUAUCGCAAUAUCUUGCUUCCUCUUGCAUGUGAAGAUGAGCUUGUUGGACAGGCGAUAUCCGUUAUUGCAGCUUUCCAUCUAUCGCAAAACGCGCCGCAUAUGCGAAUGGCAGCUGAAGUAGGCCAACAAGCAAUUUUAUCGAAACUCUUCCGCGACUCGCUUCAACUGGAGCCAAAGAGACUUUUCAGCCUGUCAACAUGGGCGACGAUCCUGGUUUUACUUGUGGGAGACACGAUUACGGGCGCGAAUAACUACGUGCAUCUGUUAGAGAUUCUCUCAAAUUUGGCAAAAUCGUCCGAUUCGGUAGAGUCUCUGUCAAUGACUACAAGGGAAUUUAUCAAAGAACAAACACGAAUGUUCGAACUCUUUGGAUUUCCACUGUCCAGCGAAACUAAAGGACUACAAGUCUUGUCGAAACGCCCCGACUACUAUCUAGACUUCAUGUCUUCAAGCCCAUCAGUCAAUCAAGACCCGGAGCAAUUUGCCAAUGUUUCUGUCAUGAAAGAAGCUAUUCGGCAGGCCUGCGAUUUAUACCGAAAUCGCGCCCUCCAUCUCAUAUCUGACGAAGAGUCUAUACAAUCAGUAGAACGACUCCGAGAAACGGUUCUUGAUCUAGAGCCUAGUGUUGAUGGAUGCCACGCUCUGGUUUGGACAUACUUUGUGGCUGCCGCAGAGAGCAUCUUGCCCGAGCAUCGAGAUUUCUUUUCCCAUCGACUCCAGAGCCUGUACAGCUGCACCCACUUUGGAACCAUUCCUAUCGCCGUCCAGACUCUUGAGCACAUAUGGGCGAACCAAGGCUCUCAGAGAUGGACUCAAGUAGUUACCCGACACCGCCCAAUUUUAAUCAUGUGAAGAUAAAUGAUGUUAC
This is a messenger RNA of Trichoderma asperellum CBS 433.97, 1556 nucleotides long. RefSeq lists its product as uncharacterized. Gene Ontology annotation, biological process: positive regulation of transcription by RNA polymerase II. Gene Ontology annotation, molecular function: transcription cis-regulatory region binding; zinc ion binding; DNA-binding transcription factor activity, RNA polymerase II-specific. Gene Ontology annotation, cellular component: nucleus. Lineage: Eukaryota; Fungi; Ascomycota; Sordariomycetes; Hypocreales; Hypocreaceae. The record is from RefSeq and is a predicted model, not a curated record.